Messenger RNA from Musa acuminata AAA Group (dessert banana), 1146 nucleotides. RefSeq names its product ethylene-responsive transcription factor ERF017-like. Lineage: Eukaryota; Viridiplantae; Streptophyta; Magnoliopsida; Zingiberales; Musaceae. Gene Ontology annotation, molecular function: DNA-binding transcription factor activity; DNA binding. The record is from RefSeq and is a predicted model, not a curated record. The transcript has a single exon. Bases 505 to 1122 code for a protein of 205 amino acids. Gene Ontology annotation, biological process: regulation of DNA-templated transcription.
UAAUUAUAUAAAGCUGUCACAUAAUAUUUACAGCUCUCCAGUGAAUUGUGACGAUGAAGAAGAAGAACAAAACAGGAAUAACCUUAAAAAGACCGAAAUAAGAAACACAUGACGCUCAAGGAACCCCACGCGAAGCCUCCUUGUCCAUGGGGCAACCCCACCAAAUUCCUAUUGGUGGCGCAUGUAUAUCCUCUGCUGUCAUUGGAGCCACGUUGGCGUCUAUGUGGAGCCAACUAAAUCACUAGGCCGGUGUACGUACGGGACGUAGAAACAAGAAUCAUGGGAACCUUGUUUUCUAAUAUCGAACCUAGUUUUCCACACGAAAUCGUACUCUCUCUACGUCUGUCUUGGCAUUCGUCUCCGGUUCCCACCACCUAAAGCGGGACCCGCAGCCUCCUCUCGCAUCGUAUAGUAUCUAUAUAUGACCCCAUGGCACACCCUUCCCGCCAAUUCAACUGAUCCACCCCCGGGUGCACAUUUGGACGAACACUUGGCGCGCGGAAGAUGAGAAGGGACAGAGAGAGAUCACCUGAGGGUUGUCCCGUGGCAGAGAUGAUGGAGUGCGACGGCAGCGGAGCGGGGGAGAGGCGGUACAAGGGGGUGCGGCGGCGGAAGUGGGGGCGGUGGGUGUCCGAGAUCCGGCUCCCCAACAGCCGCGAGCGAAUCUGGCUCGGCUCCUACGACACGCCCGAGAAGGCCGCGCGGGCCUUCGACGCCGCCCUCGUCUACCUCCGCGGCCGCCGCGCCCAGCUCAACUGCCCCGACGCGCCCCCGCCCCGGAUCGCUGGCGCAGGGCCACUCACUUACCAGCAAAUCCAGGCCGCCGCGGCGCGCCACGCCGCCGGCGACCCAUCCGAGGCCCCGGGUGCCACGCUGCCGUCGCAACCCUCGGAGGAGGCCUCGGACGGGUUCACUGUCGGGAGCGGGGUGGCGCUCGACUGGUCGUUCUUGGACCCGCCGCAGCAGGAGGAUCUGCCGACAGGAGGUGGGAAAUUCCCGGUGGCGAUGGACGAGUUCAUGUACGAACUCUACUCGCCGAUGUCGGCAGCGCAGCCGGCGGAAAUGGCGGAGGAUCACGGCCAUGUGGACUACGGUUCCGGGUCUUCUCUCUGGAGUUUCUGAGCGUCACGCCGGAAUUCUUUUAUU